Molecule: messenger RNA, 715 nt
Organism: Pseudopodoces humilis (Tibetan ground-tit)
Lineage: Eukaryota; Metazoa; Chordata; Aves; Passeriformes; Paridae
Source: RefSeq, a predicted model, not a curated record
AUGUCCCCCCGUGUCACCCCUCGGGGAGAAAACCCCCAAAAAGGGGGAGAGGGUCCCCAAAACGGGAAGAGGGACCCCCGGAGGGGACGUUUGUCCCCAGGGGUGUCACAGCUGUCCCCGCUCCGUGUCCAGCCCCGCCUGGAGCUGGCCUGGGCCAUCAAGGCUCACCAGCACGCCCAGGUCUACUUCAACCUCAUCUCCUCCGUGGACCCCAAAUUCCUCAACCUGACCAAGGUGGACGACCGGAUUUACGAGGAAUUCCGCCGGAGCUUCCGGGACCUGCGUGUCGACCUGCUGGACCCCGAGGAGCUCAAGUCGGAGCCGGCCAAGGCGAAGUGGCGCCCGUUCUGUCUCCGCUUCGAGGGGGUGGUGGAGGAUUUCAACUACGGAACGCUGCUGCGCCUGGAUUCCCGCCGGGAAUACACCGAGGAAAACACCAUUUUUGCCACCAGGAUCCAAUUCUUCGCCAUCGAAAUCGCCCGGAACAGGGAAGGCUGCAACGACGCCGUUUUCCGCAGGGAAAACAGGGAUGAAGAUCGGGAUAAAGAUCAGGAAUUUGGGAAAGGAUGAGGGGGGCAGGAACCCCCAGCCUGGAUUUUUGGGGGGCAGGAGCCCCCAGCCCCGCUCCAGGAUCAUUCCCAGGGUUUGGGAAAGCUCUGGAAGUUCGGAGGGGCUGCGGCUCCUCCUGCUGUAAAUAAAUAUUUUAAAAUCCCAA